AAGAAGUUAUAGGCCAUCCGAUUGUUGUCUUAAACAGUGUUGAUCAGAUACAGAAGAACCAAUUAAUUAAACUUAUAAUUUAGUCAGAUGGAUUUCCCAGUGUAUGUAGUUUUACCAGGAAGUGGGGUUGGUUUAAGGUUUGGAUCACCAACACCAAAACAGUACACUGAUGUCUUGAACAAGCCCCUCUUUUUGUAUACUGUGCAGGCUUUCCACAGAUUCCCGUGGGUACACACUAUAGUGGUGGUUGUGUCCCUUGAUGACAUUCCCUGGGUUGAGGAACAAUUAAAGAAGAACAACUUGACCCGGGUCAGAGUGGUAGCUGGGGCGGACACAAGACACAGAUCUAUUUAUAAUGGGGUCAAGGCUCUCAGAAAAGUGUGUACAGGGGAUGCUGUAAUCCUGAUUCACGACAUUGUACGUGUUCUAGCAGAGGAGUCUGUGGUGAAGGAUGUGGCUACUGCAGCCAAACAGCAUGGUGCUGCUGGUAUUACCCGACCUUUGACCUCUACAGUGAUAGCCAAGGACAAUGAGGGAUUUCUGUCUGAAUCUUUAGAUAGAACUAAAUAUGUGGCCAGUGAAAUGCCUCAGGGAUUCCACUUUGAAAUUAUCAACACUGCAUACGAAAAGGCCUCUGAAUAUGACUUUGAAUUUGGAACCGAAUGUCUCCACUUGGCAUCCAAAUACACAGGGACCAGAGUCAGACUUGUGGAGGGUCCAGACAGUCUAUGGAAGGUUACAUACAGAAAAGACUUAUUUGCAGCAGAGGGUAUACUAAGAGAAAAUCUGUCAUCCAUUUUCAUUGAGGAAGGAAAAAACCAAAGAGAGAAUAUCAUAAGCUCCUUCACAGAAGGAAAUCUGAAGGUGUCCUCAGAAAAAUCUCCAAGCUGCUCUGAAUCUGGUUUUGUAUUUUUUUUGUCACCCCCGAGAUUGGAACCAGACAUAGCAUCCAAGAUUGAUAACAUCUCUGUAAUAAUGAACAAAAUUACAUCACAUCAAUAUGAAAAGUGUUCCGGCUGUCCAUGUAAUGACUCAAUAUCUGAGUCUACAAAGAAAGAAGAUUGUGGUUGUUAUACCAAUACAGAUGAAACAGAAGUCAUGGUUUGCUCUAAGUGUUCAUUUCUGACCAAGAAAACAAUUGUACUGUUGCAUGAAAUUAACAAGUCAUGCAGAAGAACUGUAGUUGAAAACACCAGAGAAAGACUUCUAGGGGCCAGGCUUCCUGACAAUGUGUUCAUGUCUGUGAUUGUUUAUCAUAAAGAUUCUAAUCUCCAGAGAGUAGGGAGACUGAGUGUGUCACUUCUUAAAAACCAAGAUCCAGGAAUGAAUGGUCAGGUUCUGUAUGUGCAAUGAAAAUUCUCUUUGGUGCAGUUUAAAGAACAAUAAAUUGAUCACUUUAAAAACUUGCUUUAUAAAUUUCAUCUUUCCUGGACCAGUGGUUCUUGUG
This is a messenger RNA of Saccostrea echinata, 1447 nucleotides long. RefSeq names its product D-ribitol-5-phosphate cytidylyltransferase-like. Gene Ontology annotation, molecular function: D-ribitol-5-phosphate cytidylyltransferase activity. The transcript has 9 exons. Lineage: Eukaryota; Metazoa; Mollusca; Bivalvia; Ostreida; Ostreidae. Bases 88 to 1353 code for a protein of 421 amino acids. The record is from RefSeq and is a predicted model, not a curated record. Gene Ontology annotation, cellular component: cytosol. Gene Ontology annotation, biological process: protein O-linked glycosylation via mannose.